UCUUUUUCUAGGCCCAUCGGCCUCGGGCCAGGAGGCAGGGGCGUUUUAGGCUCCGAAGUCUGAAGCCGGGUGGGCAGGCAAGGGAGACAGCAUUUAACCAAAAAAAGCCCUUGUGGAUAGUGCCUUAGUGCCUUUGGUCGUGAAGGAGGGAGGCCACUGGCGGGUUUAUGUGGCUUCUGCCCGAGACGGCCGUUUUUCCCGUUAUAAGCGGGGGAAGAUGAAAAUGGCCGCUGCGUCCCCGCGGUGUUGGGGGAGGGGAGCGAUAUCUUAUUUCGGCGUUGCUCUCCUGCGAAGGUCCGCCGCAGCCAUCUUGGGCUGGCGGGCUGGGCGCGCUGCCAGAGGCACAAAAUGGCGGAGAAGCCGCGCGGCAACGCGGGCCCGACCCGCCGCGGGCCGCGCUUCGUAAGGCAGCGUGGUGGGGUGCAAGGAGACAGACGACGUUCUUUUGGGUCUUUGGGCUGGUGUUUAGGUUAACGAAGGACCGUCUUUGCCUCCACGGAAAGGACGGAGUCUGGGAUGUCCUUGGGGCUUCUUAAGAUGGAAACUAAUCCGAGGCCGACUAAGUUCUGGGCCCGUUAGGUGGAGGGGAUUGCGUGAGGGCUUUGUGUUUGGCCUAAAUGAAGCGCUUUUCUCUGAUGCUGAAAGGGCUUCCCAGGCAAGAAUCUGUAUCAGUAUUCUAUUAGGACAGACCACAAAGUCGCUAAGAUGAUUUUGGGGACAUCGCAUUUCCACGGGAUUGUGAAGGAGAAAUUGGCGGGCAACCAUUUACGGCGCCGUUAUUUCCUUUGUUUUGAGGCGUUCUAAUACUUAGAACCACAGCGUGUAUUGGCUACAGUUUUCUUUCCCUUAAGUUUCCACCUCUUAAAGGUGUUCAGUGAGGGUUGGUUGAAUUGCGGGAACAAGACAGUUCUAGGGUUUAAACAGCAUACGUAGCUAGCUGGUCUGUGGGGCCUCUGGGUAUUAGAUUAGGAAAGCAUUGAAUGAUGCGAAGAUACGAGGCUUGCUAGAAUUAAGAGGAAUCUGUUAGAAGGGUAAUAGAAAAGCACCAUAGAAAUUGAUUUUUAAGGCUGUUAUGGGAAUAAUUUGUGUUUUUAAAAAAAAAAAAUUUGUUACCUAAGUUUCCCGUUGUUGGUAAAGCUACCUUAAGAUCUGAAUAUGACUUAUCAGGUAAAUAAGACUAUUAAAUGUCUUAGCAAAUUUUUGACUAAGCUUUUAGAUGAUUCGUUAUUUUAGGAAGAAACUUUCACUGAUGAAGCGUGAGUUUCCUGCGUAAUUUUGGAGCCCAAACUGCUUAAUUUGGUUUGAACUAAUCAAGCCUUGCGUUUACAUAUUCGGAUGAGCAUAGAGUUUUUAGUUUUUGAUGUUUUUCCCGAAGCUGAUUGACUCCAAUGUCACGAGUAUUUUAGAUUUUUUUUUUUAAGUUCUUGCUUUCUGGGUAAGAAAGUUGGGAUUGAGCUCAAAAGUUGUUAAAAAGUCGUGACUUCUGAUCGUUGGCAGUUGAAUCUGUUAAAACUAGUCAUUGGUGUUUGGACUGCAAAGUAAGCGAUUUUCAAGUCUUGUUAUUAAACAGAAAAAUUCAAUUAUUGGGUACCUUUGUACUCUUCAGAAAUUAGACUAAAUGACUGGCUUCUGACUAGAGGAGCUCUCGGUUAAAUACACGUGAAGAAUGCUUGAGAAUGGAAAAUUGCCCAAAGAGUUCAUUAGUAUAUUUUACGUGAAAACGGAAACAAUUGAAACUAGGUUCCAGUUUGAGACUCGGCUCGAGAAAUUUGAAAUUUUCUGAUUGGUAUCUUUUUACUAGUAAAAGUACACUGUUUUUCGCAAUCUUUGAAUUGUAGAGGGAGGUUAACUUAAUGUGUUAAAAAUUGAGAUUUUUUUUCUUACGUAAGAGUCUUCGCUUUCUGGCCGAGAUCUCUAAACUUUUACGUUGUGAAAUACUUCCAUAUUGUUGUGUUUGGUGUUUGCGUGUUUGUGUUCCAAUUGGAACCUUUAAGGGUUGGAAUACACCUGAAUGAAACACCUGUCUAGGCUUCCAAAGCAAGCUUGGGGAAACCAUAAAGCUCAAUGGAACAGUUUAAUCUUAGACAUGCCUGUGAUGUAAAUGAUGCUUCUCGGGAGCCAGAAAAAUGAGCGUUAUUUAACUCCAGGCUUCUGGACUGGGUCUUAAUGUAAAUCACUAAUCUCUUCAAAUCAGUGGAAUUCUCCCUUAUUUAUCUGUCUCUAAUCCAGACAACCCCACCCCUCUGUGCCCCACCUUUUCCAGUGACUGUAGGAGUUUGUUGUUGUGUCCUUCCCCUUUAAGGUUGGGUGUGUGGGAUAAAUUAUUCUGUUUGAUCACUCAAUAGAAUACAUUUAGAUGAAUAUAAUGACAUUUAAAGAACUGGUGCGUCCCUCAUCCCUCGUUGGUCUGUGGGAUUUAUUUUUUCCCCCAUCUCAAAGGUAAUUAACACUAAAAUCUGUCUGUAGGGGUCUAAUUAACAGACUUAACCUGAUCUGGCCAAACCACUUUCAAAAGUAAGAUCUUAUUUUUAUCUCCCGAUUCAAGCCUCUUCCCCCCAAAUUGCUUGCAUUUUGUAAAGGGGUUGACUAGCACCAUUUCUUUGCAAAAAGAGGCACUCCUGGCCUUUAAGUCACAAUUACAAGAACUUGAAUAAAAAGUUGAUGGCAAGUUUAGAAGUGCAGGGUAAUCUUUAGAGCCCAGUAAUGGUCUCAGCGUAUAUAUAGGGUGUGUGAGAUUUGUAUGUUGGUCUUGCACGCGGUGUAGUGUUCUGACCCUCUCAACAUUGUAAUGAGUUUCUACAAGUGAGUCUUUACUAAAGGAAUCCAGAAACUAAGGACACACUGAUGUAUGGACCAGAUGUUAAAGAAAAUGUUUUGACCCAGCAGAUACUCUGAUAGAAUACUGGUUAUUAUUUUUGUAGAACCGAUGUGUUUGCAAUAUAGGCACGUAAUCUUUUAUCAUUAGAGAUGAAUAGCAGCAUCUGGACACCAACCCAUCAAACUGCCUUUCAAAUUCUGCAGUUUUUCUCAUCUUCUGCUUAAUCUUGGGAUGUCUUUUUAUAUUCCUUGGUUUUAGUUCCUAAACUCUAAAUUCUAAUUUUCAAAACUGAAACAUCUCUGAAUCUACUUCUUUCUAAAGAAUUGUAGCCAUCUCACCAAAUUCCUUUAAAAAAGGAUUGAAUUGUCAAAUAGGAGGAAAUUGUUUUGUAUUGUGAGUCUGGUUAGGUUUAUCAGUCUCUUGAAACCAGGUUGAAAUUUUUUUUUCUUGGUUUUAAACAAGAAUGCUUUAAUAUUGUGGAUAUUGUCUGGAACUAGAACGUGACAUUUUCAAGCUGACAUUACAAGUGAUUUUAUAAGGUUAAUGUUGAAGAAGGAAAAUGCGGAAGUCGUCAUUUGACAAGUUUUAUAAAUGAGUAUUUGAAGCUCAGGAAUAAGUGAAGCUGAAAUUUGAAAAAAUAAAAGAAAGAAUGCAUGCUAAUUAUCAGACCAGAAGUCCCACUUGUAGAAUAUUGAGCAAUUUGUGUGAAGUGGGGAAGAUGAAAGAAGUCAGAAUUUGAAACGGAAGAAUGAAGAAAAGAAAUAAAAAUGAAGUUAAGAUAAGAAGUAAUCUGGAAUCAGAAAGCACUACGCUAAGAAUCCCGUUCUGCUUCCAGAAGUGGAAGUGCUCACGGAUCGGGGAAAUCUGCAAGGCAUACCCCUGCAAGGUCUCGCUCCAAGGAAGAUUCCAGGCGUUCCAGAUCAAAGUCCAGGUCCCGAUCUGAAUCUAGGUCUAGAUCCAGAAGAAGCUCCCGAAGGCAUUAUACCCGGUCACGGUCUCGCUCCCGCUCCCAUAGACGAUCACGUAGCAGGUCUUACAGUCGAGAUUAUCGUAGACGGCACAGCCACAGCCAUUCUCCCAUGUCUACUCGCAGGCGUCAUGUUGGGAAUCGGGCAAAUCCUGAUCCUAACUGUUGUCUUGGAGUAUUUGGGCUGAGCUUGUACACCACAGAAAGAGAUCUAAGAGAAGUGUUCUCUAAAUAUGGUCCCAUUGCCGAUGUGUCUAUUGUAUAUGACCAGCAGUCUAGGCGUUCAAGAGGAUUUGCCUUUGUAUAUUUUGAAAAUGUAGAUGAUGCCAAGGAAGCUAAAGAACGUGCCAAUGGAAUGGAGCUUGAUGGGCGUAGGAUCAGAGUUGAUUUCUCUAUAACAAAAAGACCACAUACACCAACACCAGGAAUUUACAUGGGGAGACCUACCUAUGGCAGCUCUCGCCGUCGGGAUUACUAUGACAGAGGAUAUGAUCGGGGCUAUGAUGAUCGGGACUACUAUAGCAGAUCAUACAGAGGAGGAGGUGGAGGAGGAGGAGGAUGGAGAGCUGCUCAAGACAGGGAUCAGAUUUAUAGAAGGCGGUCACCUUCUCCUUACUAUAGUCGUGGGGGAUACAGAUCACGUUCCAGAUCUCGAUCAUACUCACCUCGUCGCUAUUAAAGCAUGAAGACUUUCUGAAACCUGCCCUAGAACUGGGAUAUUGUUUGUGGACAAUAUUUUUUAUUGUCUCUUGUUUAAAAAGUGAACAGUGCCUAGUGAAGUUAGGUGACUUUUACACCUUUUAUGAUGACUACUUUUGGUGGAGUUGAAAUGCUGUUUUCAUUCUGCAUUUGUGUAGUUUGGUGCUUUGUUCAAAGUUAAGUGUUUUCAGAAAAGUAUGUUUUGCAUGUAUUUUUUUACAGUCUAAAUUUUGACUGCUGAGAAGUUUCUAUUGUACAAAACUUCAUUUAAAAGGUUUUUCUACUGAAUCCAGGGUAUUCUGAAGAUCGAAGCCUGUGUAAAAUGCUACCAAAUGGCAAAAAGCAACAAUAAACAGUCUGAUUUUUACUUUUCUUUCUAACAUAUCAGUGCUUAGCAGAACUAUUCAGAUUGUCAGUAGUAAAUUUAAAGACAAAUGCCCGUUUUCCUCCAGUCCAUGAAACAUACCAUACUUAUAUACCUGCAACUAAGUGUUUAAAAUUAUGCUCUGUAACUCUGUACUGCUAGUAUUAGAACUAAAAAUCUUAAAAUACAGCCAGUGCUUAAUGCUUAUAUCAAUGUGGAUUUGUCGGCUUUUAUGUAAUCUGUAAUAUGUAUAGCAGGAAAUACGAAGAGUUACACAGUGUAUGCCUUAAAAGGCUGUUUCUUAAAGCUGUUACAAGGGGAUAAUGGUAUUUCAACUAGUUAUCAGCAAGUGACAAUACAUUCCACCACAAAUACACUCUUGUUCUUCUAGCUUUUAGACUAUAUGAAAAAACCGGGUGCUUCAAAGUACAUGAUAAGGGAACACUACACCUGUGUCAUGGAUGAACUGAAGACUUUGCCUGUUCAUUUUUUAAAUAUUAUUUUCAGGUCCUUUGCUUACCAAAGGAGGCCCAAUUUCACUCAAAUGUUUUGAGAACUGUGUUUAAAUAAACGCAAA
Messenger RNA from Nomascus leucogenys (northern white-cheeked gibbon), 5425 nucleotides. It is a transcript of the gene TRA2B, whose product is annotated as transformer 2 beta homolog. Gene Ontology annotation, biological process: positive regulation of mRNA splicing, via spliceosome. Gene Ontology annotation, cellular component: spliceosomal complex. Bases 3898 to 4464 code for a protein of 188 amino acids. The transcript has 10 exons. Gene Ontology annotation, molecular function: RNA binding. The record is from RefSeq and is a predicted model, not a curated record. Lineage: Eukaryota; Metazoa; Chordata; Mammalia; Primates; Hylobatidae.